AUGGCAGAGAACGACGCACGCCUCGCGGCAUCGCAAAUGUACGAGUCUGUCACAUCCUUACCCCCAGCAAAACGCCACAUCAUCACCCACAACGCAGAGGGUAAAAGCACUGUCCAUUCGAGCCCGACGUUACAGUACUACGGAUACCCAGGUAUCGGUGGAACAUCUCGAUCAUACGCCACAUCCUCCAUCCCAGCUUCCCUCCAAAACGACCAGGACAUCUCUGCCUACACACCGCAAGAAGGAGAAUCAAGCUACACAGGCCGCAGCAUCGUAGCCAACGGUUCUGGUUCCCACCUCAUCGUCUGCGACCUCGCUCCUGGGCAGGCUAGUCAGAUGCACCGCACUGUGUCCAUUGACUACGUAAUCUGCACCCAUGGCGAUGUCCGUAUGGAGACUGCGACUGGGGAGAUGGUGGAUUUGAAACCUGGUGAUCACAUUAUCCAGCGAGGCACGAUGCACAAGUGGCAUAAUGCGUCGGAGACUGAGCCGGCGAGGUUCAUUGCUAUCACGUUGCCUGCGGAGCCGUUUCAGGUUCCGGGUACGGGGGAGAUGCUGGCGGAGGAGCAUGUUAAGGGGAGUGAGGCUAAAGAAUGGGGUGUUAGUAAGAUCUAG
This is a messenger RNA of Alternaria arbusti, 615 nucleotides long. RefSeq lists its product as uncharacterized. Bases 1 to 615 code for a protein of 204 amino acids. NCBI's taxonomy places the organism in Eukaryota, Fungi, Ascomycota, Dothideomycetes, Pleosporales, Pleosporaceae. The record is from RefSeq and is a predicted model, not a curated record. The transcript is spliced from 3 exons.